GAGACAACGGGUAAAGAUAUCCCGUAAGACUUUGGACGGAGAGAUCUGUGCCGUCUGGAUCCUAAAAUACCCAGCGGUGAGAUAGAGUGCGUGCGCGUAUGAGUGAAUCCUUCUCCUCGUUCGAUGAGGAGAAGUGUAUGCUUUCUCCUUUUUGUCCAUUCGAUAGGCUAAGGCCAAUGGGUGUCUAGUUUCUUUGUUUAUUCCUUUGAUGCACACAUGUCGUGUUUGUUUGGUUGAUGAUCCUGAGAUGAAGUGUUUCGUUUCGAUAGGAAACCUUGGUAUUCUGAAUUGGAGUGGGAAGCCAUCUAUCCUGAUAUAUAUAUAUUAAAAAAAAAAGCCAUCUAUUUUUAAGAGAUCAUCAUCAAUACAUUAUCAACGGUGCAUCGGUUACAACUAACGGAGUUAUAAAUGCGGAAUCGUCUUCGAAUCCGGAUCGAUCGAGCACAAUGUUCAACAUUAGCAACAAUCUUCUCGGAAUCCUCAACUUCUUCACCUUCCUCCUCUCCAUCCCCAUCCUCUCCGUUGGGAUCUGGCUCGGCAAGAAUGCCGCCACCGAGUGCGAGGGCUUCCUCGACAAGCCCAUCCUCCUCCUCGGUCUCUUCCUCAUGGCCGUCUCCAUCGCCGGCCUCUUCGGCGCCUGCUGCCGCGUCUCCUGCCUCCUCUGGCUCUACCUCCUCGCCAUGUUCGUCCUCAUUCUCAUCGGCUUCUGCUUCACCAUCUUCGCCUUCGCCGUCACCAACCGCGGCGCCGGCCAGGUUUUGUCCGACAGAGGCUACAGGGAAUACAGGCUCGGCGAUUACUCCGGCUGGCUCCGGAAGCGCGUUACCGAUCCCAAUAACUGGAACCGAAUCCGGAGCUGCUUGAUUUACUCCAAUGUCUGCUCGGUUUUCCACGGCCGCUACGCCGGCGACUCCAUGGAUGAGUUCUACAAGGCCAACCUCAACGCUCUUCAGUCUGGAUGCUGUAAGCCAUCCAACGACUGCGCCUUCAGCUAUGUGAGCCCGACCAAUUGGACCAAGACACCUGGUCCCUACACCAAUGAGGACUGUGACCUGUGGGACAACAAAGCAGACGCGCUGUGCUAUGACUGCCAAGCCUGCAAGGCCGGUCUGCUCGACAACAUCAAGAACUCCUGGAAAAAAGUCGCACAGGUCAACAUCGUCUUCCUCAUCUUCCUCAUCGUUGUCUACUCUAUCGGUUGCUGUGCCUUCAGGAACAACCGAAGAAGCAGUUGGAGGCGUUAUUAGAGAGAAAUUAUAAGAGUUCGGCUCCAGAUUUUGAGAGCAAGAAGACCCACAGAUCGCAGAAGUAAACAUCAACCGCAUUAGCUGUGAGGGUUGUUGUUCGGCUUGUCUUCAUCUCCAUCCUUCAGGCUGCAGGCACUGUCUGUGUAUUCUCUUCCCCUGUGUGCAUUAGAGACCUGAUGCUUCUUCUUUUUGUUGCCAAUCUUUUGAAUUGUAGAGCAGUUUGAAUAUGUCUUGGAAAAAGGAAGAGGAAGGUGUGACAAAACAGUCGUUUUUUCUUUGCCAUUUCCAUUCUCGAUCUCUGUAACGAACUGGAUCUAGUGUUUUUGUGUGAGAAACACACACCAUGCUUGCACAAAGAAGGAUAUCGCCACUGUUAUCCCCUGUU
Molecule: messenger RNA, 1632 nt
Organism: Tarenaya hassleriana
Lineage: Eukaryota; Viridiplantae; Streptophyta; Magnoliopsida; Brassicales; Cleomaceae
Product: tetraspanin-7
Exons: 3
Coding region: 447-1247 (266 amino acids)
Biological process (GO): auxin-activated signaling pathway
Cellular component (GO): plasma membrane; plasmodesma
Source: RefSeq, a predicted model, not a curated record